Molecule: messenger RNA, 909 nt
Organism: Bipolaris maydis ATCC 48331
Lineage: Eukaryota; Fungi; Ascomycota; Dothideomycetes; Pleosporales; Pleosporaceae
Source: RefSeq, a predicted model, not a curated record
AUGGCUACCAUUGCGUCCCCGGAAAACCUCCAGCCCCAGUCGGCCCUCGUUCAACUGCCGUCUGAAAUCAAGCACAUCAUUUUCAGCCUUUGCCUCGUCAGCGAUACUCCAAUUUCCGACCCGCGGAUUGUUUGCUAUGGCAAGGAACGGCGAGAAGAACCAGUCGACACUGGCCUCUCGAGGGUUUCUCUCCUUCAAACAUGCCGCAGGAUAUAUCAUGAAAUCGAUCGUCGACCACUGUUUGCGCAGAACACCUUCCGUUUCUCAAGUCUCGAUACGAUGCAGACAUUCCUUCAAGCACUGCCGUCCAGUCAUAGCGAAUUCAUCCAAGACAUUGAGAUCGAUUUGCGGAAACUAAACUCUGAUCACCCCCAUCUCACCCAGGAGUGGUUGCAGUAUCUAGCGUGGACUCGAGACAACCGCAAACCGUCCCUGCGUGUGGACACAGGCGGCUUAAAGUGUCUCCGAAUCAACCUCGAGGCGUGGCCUGUAAUUCCAAUGUACCGAUGCGAGCUUUGGAAUGUCCUUCGAAAUGUUCUGCGUGGGUUUGCAGAUGUUGAGAGAAUCAUUGUCACCGGAACAAGCAGAGGUAAAACGAUGGCUCAGAAGGCACCGUGGUCGCCAGUCCAUUUUGUAGGCGGCGACAAUGUAGGCUCGGAUGACCUGAUAUCUCGAAUGAGCAACUGCGUGGUGGCGAGACUCGGUGAACACAAGGUGAUCAAAUGGCUGAGGAAGGACAACAAGCUUCAAUUGGAAGUCUCCGCGAUAGCUCCUGCAAGCGAGAGUAUAGGUGCACGGCUGACUGGGUCCGAUACUUGGCCGCUGAACGGAGCUUGUACUGUUUCUACUUACGAGCAAUACCGCCUUGGCAAUAAUAGUCCAGAGCUCAAUCCCAGUGUCGACGGAUAA